UUCCGUGUCGAGUGUCAAUGACGCGCUCUUUAAAAUAGUCCAUGCGACUUUAUGGACAAGUUACCUUCAUCUAAACACAGAUUUCCUAUAAGUUUUAUUCGCGCAGAUUACAAAGGGAACAAUGGGAGGGAAGAAUAAACAGAGGACGAAAGGAAACGUUCGGCCGUCCAGUAGUGGCCGCGCCGCUGAACUCCUGGCGCGGGAGGGUGGGGUAGUUCCAGGAUUUGUCGGUUUCGGAGUCUCUACAUCAAACGACCCUGGUUAUGUUCCAGCUGUCCAUGGUGCUGAGGACAUAGACAGCCUUGUUGAUGCAGACUUCCGCUUGGUUUUACGGAAGCUGUCAAAAAGAGAUGUUGUCACAAAGUUAAAGGCUGUACAGGAAUUUGGCGCAAUGUGUCAAGAAAGAGAACCAGAUGUAGUCAAAGGAGUGCUUCCGUACUGGCCACGAAUAUACUGCAAGAUAUCAGUGGACCAUGACCGACGUGUACGUGAGGCCACACAGCAGGCGUUUGAGCAGCUCAUUCUCAAAGUGAAGAGGAACCUCGCCCCAUAUCUGAAGAGCAUCAUGGGUCACUGGCUGAUCGCCCAGUGUGACACAUACACCCCGGCUUCCUCGGCGGCCAGUGUAGCAUUCCAGGCAGCAUUCCCUCUCAACAAACAGCCCGAGGCCCUCAGCUUCUGCAAGGACGAAGUUCUCUCUGUACUUCAGGAAAACCUGUUGAAAGAAACGGCAGACACUUUAAGUGAUCCUCAGAACGUGCCGGAGGAGGAGCGGGAGGCCAAGUACAUGCGCCUGCUGACCAGCUCGCUGCUGGCGCUGAAGAGGCUCCUCACACACCUGUCCCAGGCAGACCGUGACGCCCUUGGUGAGCGGCUCACGCAGCUCCUGGCCCAGGGGAAGUUCUGGAAGUACAGCAAACACAAGACCCCUCAGGUCCGAGGGGCAUUCUUUGAGGUGGUGGCGUGUCUGUGUGAGCUGGUGCCCCAGCUGGUCCAGACUGAGAGCCCGCGCGUCUGCUCCUCUGUGCUCCUGAGCAUCGACGACACUGACCCGGUGGUGUUGCCUGCUCUCUGGGCCGCCGUGCUGCAUGUGGUGUCAGGCAUCACGGACUGCUGGAGCCAUGUGAACGCCAGGAAAGGGGUGCUGCCCAAGCUGUGGGCCCUGCUGAAGGAGGGGGGCAAAGGCCUGGCCACGGCCCUGCACCCCAACCUGCUGCCCUUCAUCAGCAAGCUGCCCGAGGAGAUCACCACCCCCGCCCUGGACUUCUACACCACCCUCUUCACAAACAUCAUCCUUGGUCUCUCCAGCGAGCGAGCCAUGUCCAGCCCCUCGGAGAGCGCGGCCAUCAUUGUGGCCACCGUGGAGUGCCUGCGCUACUGCCUGGUGCAGCAUGCUGGGGAGGAUCAGGAGCAGAAAAGUGUCCAGAGCAUGGUCAUUGCUGACCAGCUGCUGCCACUGAUGGACAGGGCCCUGGAGACUACGUCCCUUCAGACUGGCCCUCUGUUUCCUCUGGCAGCUGACAUGCUGCUCUCCUGGGAGAAGAGGGCUACGCCCGCGUGCACCACGGAUGACCCGCCAGCAGGCACGGAGGCCACCUUCCAGCGGGCACUGUUGGACUAUUGGGAGGGCCUGGGGCGUCUGUGCCUGCGGCACGUGGACAGCGAGGAGCCUGACCGGAACGCACUGGAGGGCAUCGCCGCCCUGCUCCGGGUCACCCAGAACCCCGAGUCCGGCUCCUGGAGGCAGGGCAAGCGGAAGAAGAAGUCUGUCAAGAUCUCCUUCUCCAGCCUGGAUGCCAGGGAGCCCGGUGAGGGAGGAGAGGUAGGCGAGGAUGGGGUCCCCCAGGAGGCUCGGGCCCAGGAGCCCCAGCCAAAGGAGACUGCAGCUGGGCAGGAGUCGUCCGGGUCACCUCCGCAGAGGACCAGCGGGCACCUGGUGGAGCUGGUGUGCCAGCUGGCGGAGGUGAACAUGGUGCACGUGACGGAGCGCGGCUCGGAGCGCCACCUCCACUUCCUGUCUAUGCUGCUGGGCGCCUUCCCCACGCGGCAGGUCUUCCAGGUGCUGCUGCAGCCAGAUGAGACGGCGGGGAAGGAGGCGGAGGGGAAGGGCCUGGGCCUGGGGGAUGCGGAGCUGGCCCGCAACCCUGCUGUGCGGUUCCUCCUCCUGAGGGUGGUGGACUGGCUGAGGCAGGAGGGCAGGAAGGACACAGACUUCCUAGUGGACAUGGUGUUCAGUGCCCUGCACUGCUGCAGCUCCAGAGAGGAGAAGACGCGCAUCCUCAACCACAUCACCACGAUGAACCUGGAGUGGGGAGUCAUCCUACAAAUCAUACAGAAGGCCUCUGCUGAUGCUGUGUGUAUUGAGGAGUACCGUGGCUGGCUGAAGGGCUCUGUGCUGGGCGAGUGUCUGGUGGGUCUGGCUGCAGUGCUGUGUGCGAGGGGUCUGCGUGGAUCCUCCUCCUCCUCCUCCUCCUCCUCCUCCUCCUCACACACACACAGCUGGGCACUCAUCAGCCUGGUGCUGUCUCACCAGCACAACAACGAGACCCUCAUAGGGAAGGAGUAUGUUGAGAAGAUCAUCGAUAAACUUCAUGCCACGCUGUCCGAGGCCAAGGGCAUGUCGGACGCGGGCAACAUGGAGCCGCUGGUGUCGUUCAUCUCGGACGUGGCGGCCAACUUCUUCUCGUCGGUGAAGGGCUGUCUCCUGCUGGCCUCGGCUGAGGAGCUCCUGCUCACCGUCUUCCAGCUGUGUGCCCAGGACCAGAGCAUCACCUGUCUCUCAGACACCCUUCUCCAGAAGCUGAAGCAUGCUUGCUUUGCUGGCGUUGGCUCCCUGGUGAACCUGCAGGAGUCGAAGGUGGUGGAGGGCUCCUUUCUACAGAGUGUGGCCCUGUGGGUGAAGACCCAACUCAUCAGCUCCUCACUGGGGGUCAAAAGUCUCCAGGUUCUGGUGCAGGCGGUCCAGAGCCUGGUGCAGCACCUGUGUUCGGUCCAGCAGAGUGGACGCCAGCUCCUGUCCCAGUUCAUCCACUGCCUGAGCCUCUCUGAGGAGGAGUGGAGGAAGACCAGGCAGGCCCUGCCUCCACAGUGGGUGAAGAGUCCCCUCCUCUCUGGGAGGCUGCGGGCGUCAUGUGCCUACCCCUGUAUGGACGCCUGGAAGUUCCGCACAUCCGCCCGCCUCCCCGCACACCUUUGUGCCUCCGCCCUGCUGGGACAGGUCAUCUGCACGGCAGCCGAGGCCACCAGUGGAGAGGGCGACGCCCAGGACCCCGCCAGCGCUCUGGAACUGCCGGCGCUCAAACACACGGUUGCCGAAAUCCUGUAUGCUUUCCAGUGGUGUUCCGAGAUGGAAUACUCUCCUUCCGUUGUUUCUGACUUCCACAAAAUGCUCCAAGAGUGGGACCUCAUCACUAGAGUACACAAAAUUAGCCCUCAUCUAUUACAGACACUGUUCACAAGGUCUCUGACUGAGGGUUCCCUGUGGGCUUUGACGCUCUGUAGCUACAUUCAGACUGGAGAUGUGACUCCUGCUGACAUCCAGAGCCUCUAUGGGAAUGUGGAGAGCUUUUUCCCUCUCACAGAGAAGAGUGUAAACACGCUGCAGGUGUUGUGUCCAUCCCUGUCCAGGGAUGAGAGAGAGUCUCUGACCGCUCUGUCCAUCGCUGAACUGCUCAAUUGGCAGGACGGCAACCACAAUGUGUCGGCGAGUAUCGCAGUCCUGCACUGCUGCCUGGGGGCGGACACCCCUGUAGAGAAUGAGGUGCUGCAGGCUGCCCUGGCCACCAUGAUGGAGUGGCGCAACAGUAAAGAGGACUGGUUCCUCUUCAGCAGUGACCUGGGAAAAGUGUCUGCUGAAGAUCUGUCUUUGACGGUGGAAAUGAUGCGUUUCCUGUCCUGGCAGAUGAGUCAUUCCCCCACCAUCCUCCGGGAGGCGCAGUGGGACUUCCUGCUCUGUUCAGUGCUCGCCUGGUUAGAGACAGCCAGUGAGAACACUGCCGUGUUCUGGAACCCCUGGGUCCAGCUGUUUGUAUGCGAGACGUGUGAGCUGAUUGUACGACUCACUGCGUUCCUCACAGCACCCCCUCCUGGUGUGGUGGAGCAGCUGCCUCCGGAGCUGUGUACUGAGUGGCAGGAGUUCUUCUCCGAGGGCAUCAACAGCCUGCUCCUGCCCCUGCUUGUCAAAAUUCCAGAGGUGUUCCGGGAGCCGGACGACCCGCUGUUCCCGCUGGCGGCGGUGCGUGCGGUGGGGGAGGCGCUCACCCACAUCCCCGUCCAGCAGCUGUUGGAGAAUAAGCUGCCGGCGCGGCUGGUGGCCGGCCAGCGCAGCAACCUGCCCGACGUCCAGCAGACGCUCCUCAACACGCUCACGCCACUGCUCCUCUUCAAGGCCCGCCCGCUGCAGCUCAGCGUCUACCACAUGCUCAACAAAGUGAUGCCCCAGCUUCCUGAGAGUGACACUGAAAGUGACAACAGCAAGUCAGAAGAGGACGAUGGGGAGGAGCCAAGCCUGUCACCCCCAGCCGCUCUGAUGAGCAUCCUGACGGCCACAGAGGAGCUGCUGGAGAACAUUCUGGCUGGUGUGCAGGUGGGCGAGUUUGCCGUGGUGCAGCCGCUCAGCGUGGAGCACUGCUGCAUUCUGGGAUACCUGCUGGCCUGGAAGCUCCUCCUGACCUUCUUCAAGGCCUCUCCCUCGAAUUUGCGUGUCCAGUACUCCCAGUACCUGAAGAAGAGCCGCUCACUGCAUCAGCUGCUGCUUCACCUGUUCCGUCUCAUGCCUGAGAACCCGGUUCUCCCUGGACAAGGAACCGAGGCCAGCAGCAAAGAGUACAAGACCUUCUUCACUGAGCCGAUAUCCCUCUCAGUGAGCAAGGUGGACUCCAUGCAGUGGGAGGUGCCCCACCUGGCAUGCUCGGUGUACUACGGUGCGCUGAAGGACCUGCCUGCCAUGGUGCGCCUGUGGUGGAACAGCCAGGAGAAGCGCGUGGUCAGCACCGUUGACCGGUUCACCAGCCGUUACGUGAGCAGUGUGCUCUCAGCGCAGGAGAUCGCCUCCGUGCACGCUAGCACACAGACUUUCGACAGCAUGACGGUGAAGGCCCGCACCACCACCCGGGAGGUGAUCGCCACCUACUCGGUGGACGACAUCUUCAUCGAGCUGGUCAUCCAGCUGCCCCAGAACUACCCGCUGGGCUCCAUCUCUGUGGAGAGCGGCCGCCGUGUCGGGGUCGCCGUGCAACAGUGGAGGAACUGGAUGCUCCAGCUCAGCACCUACCUAACGCACCAGAACGGGAGCAUCAUGGAGGGCCUGGCGCUGUGGAAGAACAACGUGGACAAGCGCUUCGAGGGUGUGGAGGACUGCAUGAUCUGCUUCUCCGUUAUCCACGGCUCCAACUACUCACUGCCAAAGAAAGCCUGCCGCACCUGCAAGAAGAAGUUCCACUCUGCCUGCCUGUAUAAAUGGUUCACCUCAAGCAACAAAUCCACAUGCCCACUGUGCCGAGAGACCUUCUUCUAGUCCUUGUGCCUGCUGUACCAAGAGACCUUCCUCUAGUCCUUGCGCCAGCUGUACCAAGAGACCCUCUGUUCCUAGUGUCAGCUGUGCCAAGAGAUCUUUGUCUAGUCCUUGUCGUGGUGAAGACCCUUAAGGAACUGUAUACCUUUGAACAGAGAUGGACAAGGAGAGAAGAAAGAAUUGACUUGAAGAACCACAGAACAUUGACCCUCACAGGUCUUCAUAAGGUCCCCCGUCUAUUUUCCCCUCUUCAGGAUGAACCAGGGAUCAUGUCUGGCUCUGUUCCUUGUCAGCUAAGCAGAACUGCACAGAACACCAUGUCAACUUGUUCAGACGUCGUCAUGGCAACAGUUUUGCGUUCCUGAGCAAUUCUGAGAAUAAUGCUGACUUGAACAAAGUAAAUGAAAAAAAAAAUUUGAAAAGGUUUUGUUUCAUAGCCAGGAUGCUGAAUGGACAAAUGAGGUGUGUGUAUAGUUGCGUAACGGGUUCUCGUUUUUAAUUCAAUCAUGGAUCCAAAUAAAAGUGAUUAUCAUCAUAAUGCAAACUUGCUUUAUCUCAAAGAUGUAUAGUACCACUCACUUCCAUGGCUCACUGUUCAGUUUUACUAUAGAGACAUGUCAGAAACUCUUAGUUGAAACUCUUGCAGUCUCACCUAGUUUUUUGUACCAGAGGCAAUUUCCUAAAAACCUAGAAUUCCUAGAGAGCAACAAGCUUAUGGAAGACCAUGGGGUCAGAUCCAAGUUUUUACCAUUUAAUGUUUUAUUGUUAUUUUUUUGUUGUUAAUUGUUUCUGGACACAUGGCAUUAUUAAAUGGAAACAUGCUA
This is a messenger RNA of Alosa alosa (allis shad), 6336 nucleotides long. RefSeq names its product listerin E3 ubiquitin protein ligase 1 (gene ltn1). Lineage: Eukaryota; Metazoa; Chordata; Actinopteri; Clupeiformes; Clupeidae. The transcript has 30 exons. Gene Ontology annotation, molecular function: zinc ion binding; ubiquitin protein ligase activity; ribosomal large subunit binding. Gene Ontology annotation, biological process: rescue of stalled cytosolic ribosome; ribosome-associated ubiquitin-dependent protein catabolic process. Gene Ontology annotation, cellular component: RQC complex; cytosol. The record is from RefSeq and is a predicted model, not a curated record. Bases 122 to 5515 code for a protein of 1797 amino acids.